AUGAAGGCCGCUUGUCCAAGGACCAAUGAUGGUUAUCCCAAUCCCACCAUGGAGCAGCUGAAGGGCAUCUCCCGACGAGCCGACGGCACUUUGUCCAACGCACCUCCUCCUCCAAAGCUGGGCAAGAGCAGCAAGACUGCCUUCCAGGCUCUUGCCUUUGGUGAAGAGUUUGAGCAGGCGUACUUUUCGUCUCUGCUGCAAAACGUCACCAAUGGUGUGCCAGGUUACAGGCACCAUGGACGGUUCACCAAGGCUGAGCUUGUCAAGGUGUUGGAGACUGUUGUUGCUCAAGAAGAACUUCACGCCAUCAACGCGAUAAACGUCCUCAAGCACUUCAACGUUCCCGCACCGAUGCCCUGCAAAUACCACUUCCCCAUGACCAAUCUCGAAGACGGAUUUGCACUCGCUGAGAGCUUUACAAUGCUUGUCGUGGGAACCCUGCAAGACGUCAGCCAGACUCUGGCACAGAACGGAGAUAACGGCGUUGUUCGAGCCAUCGCCUCCGUCAUCGGCCAGGAGGGUGAGCAGGGGUGCUUCUACCGUACCCUUCUUGGACGGGUUCCUUCCGAGAAGCCUUUCUUGACUACUUCUGUCGGAGCAUUUGCCUUCUCUUAUAUCUACAACACAUUUGUUGUCCCAGGAUCUUGCCCGUUCGACAUCUCACUGAUCAACCUGCCCAUCUUUGCAAAGCUCGACGUCAAAGACGGUUCAAUGGGUCUUGAUGUGAAGCCUAAGGACCAGUACCUCACAUUCACUGCCGACAUUAGCACUGUGGGAGGUGCUGAGAAGUUCCUUGGAGGCAAUGGAAAGGGCUUGUACCUCACCUACUUCAGUGGUCAACUUCUGCCCAUCAGCGAGCCCAUCACCAACGUCAAGUGGAACAAGGGCCGCAUCACCUUCGACGCCUUCUUUCCAUUCACGGAGAAUGUCAUGAAGGGUCUUUCUGUCGCAGCUUUGACUACCUCGAACAAUUUUACUGCCCCGGGUAUGGUCCCUGGUGCCACGAUUGCUGCCCCGGCUGUCAUCCAGGUCAACGAGAAGCUGUGA
Molecule: messenger RNA, 1047 nt
Organism: Fusarium vanettenii 77-13-4
Lineage: Eukaryota; Fungi; Ascomycota; Sordariomycetes; Hypocreales; Nectriaceae
Exons: 3
Coding region: 1-1047 (348 amino acids)
Source: RefSeq, a predicted model, not a curated record